GCCGAUCAGCGAUCAGCUUUUCUCUCUCCAAGGAUGGCGGAAGAUGAGACCUUGGAAUCAACCGACGUGAAGAAAAUGUUGAACGAGCUUGUGGAGGCGCAAAACCACUCCGAAGUGCUCGGGAUCCAGCUACUGCCGCCACACGAGGUAGAGGCGAUUCACCGCCAAUACCAGGAUCCCAAAGUGCGUCUGCUGCACAUUCUUCUUGCCUUCACGAGGCAAAUCCAGCUCAGACCGACAUGGAGGGUCAUUGUGGAAGCUCUCAGGAGUCCUUCUGUCAAUCUACCAGCACUAGCUGCGAGGGUGGAAGCAGCUCAUUUCCAUGAAAAGCGUGACGUGGUACGUAAGACUACUAGUGGUAUGUUACCACUCAUAGUUCUCUUGCUGGUUGGUAUCACUAUCAUCUGAAACACCACAGAGUCUGCAGCCAACACU
Geodia barretti is the source of this 435-nucleotide messenger RNA. The record is from the annotation of a GenBank genome assembly. NCBI's taxonomy places the organism in Eukaryota, Metazoa, Porifera, Demospongiae, Tetractinellida, Geodiidae.